AUGCCUGAAACGUCUGAAAUGGAGAUAUUGCCUGGUGUAAAAACCGAGUCUGGAAAGGAACUGCUUACUGACGUAAAAAUUGAAACAUCUGAAAAAGAGUCAUUAUCAACCAAAGAGGGUCUUCAAGAAAAUAAAAAACGAAUACAUGACGACGAAGAAAGUUACAGUUAUGCUCUUGAUGACUCAAAAAGGCAAAAGAGAGAAGGAUCUGAAACUCCUGGAACACAUUCUCCCAAAUCAACAGCUUCGCUUUCACCUACUGCAUCAGAUAGAGACUCCAUGACACCGACAUACUCUUCUAGUUAUUUAAUGGCACAACAAUCUCUUUAUUUUCCCAAACCUGGGAUGUCCGCAUUGCAUCUAAAUGAAACACAAAAGGCUGCUCUAGAUAGAGCAAAGGCCUUUGCAAGAGAUAUACAGGCAACACUGCUAAAAUCAGCUGGAAGAGAUAGCUCACCUCCACGUUUACCUUCUCUUUUUUUAUCAUCUAAUCCUGGAUUGGCAUCCGGAAUAGAUCCCCGUUCUCUUUCGGUUUUAUCACGUAUUUAUGUCGGUUCAAUCAAUUUUGAACUUACCGAACAACAUUUGCGCGUUGUAUUCGGCCAAUUCGGUUCAAUAAAGAGCGUUAGUAUGUCUUUAGAUCCUCUCACUGGAAAACAUAAAGGUUUUUGUUUCAUUGAAUUUGAAACACCGGAAGGUGCCUCUUUGGCUCUUGAAUCUAUGAACGGAGCCGAAUUAGGUGGAAGGCAGCUUAAAGUUGGGAGGCCUAAUAAUUAUACUGCUGCUACUGCUGCUGGUUUAUUACCGCCUCCAAAAACUCGGAUAUACGUUUCUAACGUUAACGAAUAUGUUAGUGAAGAUGAUUUGUUGAGUAUUUUUGAAUCAUUCGGUAAAAUUAUUCAUUGCGCUCUAUUGCCGGACCUUAUAACGAGAAAGCACAAGGGAUAUGGGUUCAUUGAAUUUUAUGAUGAAUCCGCCGCUAGUACAGCUGUUAGUUCUAUGAACAAUUUUGAAUUAGGAGGUUUGAUUUUACAUGUUGGUAAGGCGGUGAUUGGAGGUCCACUAAGCGAGGGUAUGAAAGCAAUCGAAAAAUUACCCCCGCUUCCUGUUGGUGUAACCCCUCCACCUACUCUUGUAGCCUCCCCUUCUGUGUCUGCUGCAGCUGCGGCUGCUAAAGCUCAAAAUGCAGCAGCGAAAAUAGCGGCUGAUUUGGCUGCUAGAGGACAAGCUGCGGUGGAGUCUGUCGCACAGGAAGAGAAUAUGAGUAUUAGUGCUAGCCAACGUUAUGCGAUUAUGCAGAAAUUAGCACGAGCUGAAUCAUCUCCAGUUGUGUGCAUUCGUAAUGCUGUUGCGCCUUCAGAAGUUGACGAUACGCUUGAAGACGAAUUUCAAGAAGAGUGUAGUAAUUAUGGACAAGUUAGCAAAGUAGUAGUUCACAUUGAUUCAGAAGAGGGUUUUGAAGGUGAACGAGGUUUGGUUAAAAUAUUCGUUCAAUUUGAAGAAGGAGCUGAUGCAGUGAAAGCCAAAGAAAAAUUGGAUGGUCGAUGGUUUGGAGGUCGUCGUAUAAGUGCUACUUUAUUUGACCUUAAAAAGUUUCAAACAGGAGAUUACUCCAACUAA
Cetraspora pellucida is the source of this 1620-nucleotide messenger RNA. Lineage: Eukaryota; Fungi; Glomeromycota; Glomeromycetes; Diversisporales; Gigasporaceae. The record is from the annotation of a GenBank genome assembly.